UUUUGAAAUCCCGCUGUCUGCCAGCUAGCAAGUUUCUGAAAAAAUCCCUCGGAUAGUUGUGAGGUGAUUAAAUAUCCCCUUCCUAUCCUCGAUGCCAACGACUCCAUAAUCCAUAAUACAAAUAAUAUUAAUACUUUAAUUUCAUAACAGCACUCCAGAGGCAUAUUUUAGUCCUUUUUAAACGUAUAAAUAGAGUUAUUCUGACCUGUUUAGAUUAGCUUUUAGCGGAUUAGCUUCAGACUUGGCUGUUUCACACAGAAGGUCCUGCGCAGAAACAAAAUGAAACUCUACAGUUUAAGCGUGUUGUAUAAAGGUUCGACAAAGGCCAACCUGCUUAAAGCCGCGUAUGAUCUAUCAUCAUUUAGUUUCUUCCAGAGGUCCAGUCUGCAGGAGUUUAUGACCUUCACCAGCGCACUGAUUGUUGAACGUUCAGCGAUAGGAAGUCGUGCGUCUGUCAAAGAACAAGAGUACUUGUGUCAUGUAUACAUACGCAAUGAUAAUCUUGGAGGCGUGGUGAUUGCAGACAGUGAAUAUCCCUCCAGAGUGUGUUUCACUUUACUCGACAAGGUUUUGGAUGAGUUCUCCAGGCAGGUGAACAGCAUCGACUGGCCAUCUGGGUCACCAGCGACUAUACAGUACACGGCACUGGACAGUUACCUGGCUAGAUACCAGAAUCCUCGUGAGGCAGACGCUAUGACCAAAGUGCAAGCUGAACUGGACGAAACCAAAAUUAUUUUGCACAACACAAUGGAGUCACUUCUCGAGAGAGGAGAGAAACUGGAUGAUUUAGUGCAGAAAUCUGAGCAUCUGGGAAACCAAUCAAAAGCCUUUUAUAAAACGGCACGCAAGCAGAACUCGUGUUGUGAGGUCAUGUGAUCACUACGAAGCAUCUAAUCGGACUCUCUUCGCCCACUCUUCCUCUCUCUUUCUUUUCUCUUUUUCUCUCUUUUUGAUCUGGGCUGGUGCACUCCGUAUGCAUCAGUCAUGGUAAAUACAGGAUAGAGAGAACAGAUCCAACGUUAUACAAUAAAAGGUUCAGAGGGGGCUGAUUUCCCAUCAUGCACUACACUUACUCUGUCAUCGGUUUUGAUGAGUUCCUUUGAAGGGUCUCGUGAAGCUCUCAACGGUUCCUCAGGAUCUGGCUGAAACACGAAACAGAUAUGAAUAAAGGCAUAGAUGGGGUCGCGAUACAUUUCCCCGCUGUGCCUUACUUUUAGACGGCAGUGUGAUAAUAGACAGCUUCUCAGACUGUUUAAUUAGCCUUAUAAACGAAGGACAUUUUGGGUGAAAAUGCUGCAAUCUCAAUUUAGAACUUAUUAAUCACUUUGGCAGUUUUGAAGCGCCUUGUAUGGUGAAAACCUAUCUUUUCAUCCUGGCUGAAUCUUUUUUUUUAUUUUAUUUUUAUGUGAAAACAGUAAAUAACGUGUUAACAACUUUUGGAUUUAAAUGACUAUCUGGAGUGAUUUUUGCUUAAAUAUUGUGCACAGUGUAAGUGACUGACCAAAUUAAAUGUUUCCAAGUGUUUCGUGUACAAUUCUGAUACUUUCCUCUCUUGAAAAUGUAAAUAAAUAAGUCAAUCAUAUUGGCUUUGGUUUCCUGCAUCAUUUCCUGGAGUUUUUAUUGCAAUUUGGGUUUUAAUAGUUUGUCAAUGCACAUAAGAAACACUCCUGCAAUAUUUUGGUUUGAUUAGAACAUGAUAUAUAAAUAUACCAGCUAGUGGUUUAUGAGGAAUAUGUGAUAUUUUAAAUGAAUAAUAAAGCCUUAAAGUGUGGUUUGCUUUGAAAUCAGCCUCCCUGACCCCUGUGCAAUGGUAGAUGCAGUUAUCGGCGCAAUCGUAAGUGUAAAUCAGUGCCGUUUUAAUGGUUGUUCACUUUUGGCUGGACCUCAUAAAUGCUGUAUUCAGGUGAAUCUCAUAUAAACAUUUCACCCCGAAAAGAAUUAGAGAAAUUAUAUUUUGCAUAAUGAAAAUAGUUCAUUUUAAUUGCAAAAUAUAUCAAUACUUUUUGAAAUAAGUUGUAUGCAUUAACAUUAGUUCAUGCAUUGAACUAACAAAUUGAUAAACAAUAGUAUUUUCAUAAAUUAACAUUAAGAUUAAUACUGUAAAAAUAUACUGUUUGUUGUUUGUUCAUGAUACCUAAUGCAUUUAAUAAUGUUAACAAAUUGAACAGAAGUGUUACUGACUUUUUUCACCAAUGAUAUUUAAUUAAAUUGAACAUGUAAAUGUAUAUUAAAUAUAACACUAGAAAAGUGUUAUAUUUGUGAAGUAAAUUUAUCAGAACAUUUUAAGUACUUUCUGCAUUGAAUAUGUAAGUUUAAGCGAGAACUUGAAAAUAUUUAGUAAAUUCACAUUUCUUCUCAAUUCAAACAUGUAAAAAUUAAUGCUCUAUAUGUAAAAGUUAUGAUUUGUUAUCUUUACAAUGCAUCAUCAUGUAUCAGUCCAAAACCUUGUCAUAUUUCUUCACUAAUUUGAGUACAUUUCACGGAUAAAUAAGUUCAUUUUACUUAACUUUUUGAAGCUGGUGUUCCCAGCUUGAAUAGCUAAUAAGCUUUCAUGGUUUCACUGUUUGCAAGUUGAUUUUGUUGUUAUGCUUGGUAACGUCUUGUUUUGUUAAGUCUGAAGUUAAUUUUUUAUUCAGAAUUAUCCGUUCGCGAUAAAAAAAAAAAAAAUCUGUCGAUUGUUACCGUAACGUACUUGUUUCCGAGGUUUUAGUAAGUAAACCUCACUCCAAAUACUGUUCUUCGAAAAGUCCAAAUAUAAUGAUAAAUAGCAGCAAUUAACAAAAUAUUUCGCUUCAAAAAAGAAGACAAUGUACCUUUAAGGCUGCACAUGGGCACUAGUGAAUUAGUGAGUCAUUUAUGUGAACUAGUUUAGUGAAUCAUUAAUGCGAACCGACUCACUUAAAUGAUUUGAAGUUCCCAAUUGUAAUUAUAAGGGAAUCAUUUAUUGUAGCCUGUUCAUUUGCAUGAACUUUCCGAAAGAACUGAUUCACAAAAAUUAUUUGGAUUUCCCAGCACGUUUACGUGACCGCAUUUGAUUAUUGCCUCGCUCCUUUGCUGCGUGUGCAACAUAACGUAGCGAUUUGUGACGCUACAAUGCUAAUCGUUGGAAAUUAAGCUUGUUACUGUACAAGUUAUCUAUUGUGAAAAUAGCUGAGCUACUGUCACAAUAUUGCACAGUUUAGUUAAGUUAGUAGCGUCGCAGGGGGACUGGGUAGCUCAGCGGUAAAAUACGCUGGCUACCACCCCUGGAGUUCGCUAGUUCAAAUCCCAGGGCGUGCUGAGUGACUCCAGUCAGGUCUCCUAAGCAACCAAAUUGGCCCGGUUGCUAGGGAGGGUAGAGUCACAUGGGGUAACCUCCUCGUGGUCGCUAUAAUGUGGUUCGUUCUUGGUGGGGCGCGUGGUGAGUUGAGCGUGGAUGCCGCAGUGGAUGGCGUGAAGCCUCCACAUGCACUAUGUCUCCGUGUUAACGUGCUCAACAAGCCAUGUGAUAAGAUGCGUGGGUUGAUGGUCUCAGACGCGGAGGCAACUGGGAUUCGUCCUCCGCCACCCAGAAUGAGGCAAAUCACUACACGACUACGAGGACUUAAAAGCACAUUGGGAAUUGGGUAUUCCAAAUUGGGAUACCCCCCCAAAAAAGCUAGUAGCGUCGCUAUGUUUAGUUACUCAAUAACACUCGGUGGCGGUUCUAGCUUGUAUGGCGCCCUGAGCAAACACCCCCUCCAUCCCCGGACGGCUGCCCAUGUCACCCAUACCUAAAUCAGCCACUGCUUACACUGGUAACAUGUCAAAAUGUUUUACUUCUUUGCAAUUCUCACUACUCUCAAUAGUGAUUCUCUUUACUGUUAUUCAGUCAUUUUUACAGUAUUACUAGUGUAAGCUCGUACAACUAAUACAACCAUGAUGUUUAAAUGCUUCACAUUUUAAAUUAUGUACAAUUAUUAUUUUUAUAUAAUGGUAGUAACAAUGUGUUGUUGUUUUUUCAAUUACAGCAAUGAGAAUUUGAGGGGUGUAUAUAUAUAUAUAUAUAUAUAUAUAUAUGCUUAAUUGUCUUGAAAAUAAUGUUCCACAAUGCAAAACAUUUUAAUGGUCCAAAAAAAAAAGCUUAAUUUUCUUAAGAAGAAAUGCAAAAUUGUAUUUCUUAUCUCUCUUGAUUUUAGGGGUGAAAUAUGACAAGUUUCGUGAGAUUCACCCAUUCAAUCUAACGAUAAUUUUGCUGCUGACAGCCUCAAUACUUGAUUCUUGUAAUUUGGUUUAGAGUUUUCUCUUUCUAUAACGCUUUAAACAUCCAUGCACAAACGUUUUCAAUAGAUAAAAACCAGCUGAAACUAGAGCAAAGUUUUGUAUUGUUGAUGUUUUUUUCUAGUCGAAACUGGAGUCUGCACAUCUUUAAAUUCAUCCCUACUAAAUGUGGUUUUUUAACAUCAUCAGAGGUGGAUGAUUAUUUCUUACUCCAUGGAGUGUUGUGUGUAUAUAUGUUCAGAAAAACUUUGUACUGCAUUUCCUUUGGUGAGCAUGUAUGAUUGAGAUUUCUCAGCUGCAAGUGUGACCAGCGUGUUCAUGAUAACACAGGAAAUAUAACAGUGUUAUACUCCAAUCAGAAUGAGUAUUUUUGUGUGCUCAGUGUAUGUGGCUUCUCUUUGCCCUCAGCAAUGUAACUAACUAACUGUUGAUAUAGAUGAAGAGUGCCUUUUUUGGUUUUGCCAAACCAUUGUCAGCUCGUUUUAGAUAUCCAUUAGCUUGCCAUUGUGGCAAAGCACUUAAGAGAUGUUUAAAAACAAAUUGUACCCCUUCACAUAUUCAUUAAAUGUACUAAAAUUUUAAAUGUUGGCUAAUAAAUAUUUUGCAUUAAAAAACAUGGCUUUCAUUUUAAACCAGUAUCAUAGCUAGUCUGUUUCUUCACUGCAAUCUCUGUGUUGUGACAAGCUCUGUCGUAUUAAGACAGCUUGUAAUGUAGUGGUGGUGGCGUAGUGGGCUAAAGCACGUAACUGGUCAUCAGAAGGUUGCUGGUUUAAUCCCCACAGCCACCACCAUUGUGUCCUUGAGCAAGGCACUUAACUCCAGGUUGCUCCAGGGGGAUUGUCCCUGUAAUAAGUGCACUGUAAGUCGCUUUGGAUAAAAGCGUCUGCCAAAUGCAUAAAUGUAAAUGUAGGAGUCGUCACAACUUGCAUAGUCAGUUUAAAUCUAUUACAGUUUGUCUAUUUCAUUUUGUUGUUCAUGCAAUUUAAUUAGGCUAUAAAUCAUUCAACUGUAAAUAAA
Messenger RNA from Myxocyprinus asiaticus (Chinese sucker), 5256 nucleotides. Its product is annotated as synaptobrevin homolog YKT6. Gene Ontology annotation, molecular function: SNAP receptor activity. The record is from RefSeq and is a predicted model, not a curated record. Bases 280 to 876 code for a protein of 198 amino acids. Gene Ontology annotation, biological process: endoplasmic reticulum to Golgi vesicle-mediated transport. NCBI's taxonomy places the organism in Eukaryota, Metazoa, Chordata, Actinopteri, Cypriniformes, Catostomidae. Gene Ontology annotation, cellular component: Golgi apparatus. The transcript has 8 exons.